CUCCUUCAUUCAGCAGUAACUCUUCAUCAGACUCUUGAAGAGACAGACAGAAUAAAGAUCCCAGUGGUGAGACGGAGGGAGCAAACACAGCUCUCUCUCUCUCUCUCUCUUUCAAGUGUUUCUCAGCGAGCGUCUGGAUGGAGGGAGACAGAGGUGUGGAGCUCACACAGAGUCCUGAGACUCUCACAGAGGACGAUGUGUGUGUGAUCCAGGACACGUGGAGACCCGUCUAUGAGAACCGCGAGAGCGCUGGAGUCGCUGUGCUCAUCAGGUUCUUUGGGAACUUCCCAUCGGCGAAGCAGUACUUCAGUCAGUUCCGCGACAUCGAGGAUCCCGAGGAGAUGAAGCAGAGCGUCCAGCUGAAAAAACACGCGCUGCGGGUCAUGACCGCCCUCAACACGCUGGUGGAAAACCUGCGCGACGGAGACAAUCUCAACACAAUCUUCAACCAGAUGGGCAAAUCACAUGCACUCAGACACAAGGUGGAUCCUGUUUACUUCAAAAUUCUGGCCGGAGUGAUUCUGGAGGUGCUGGUGGAAGCUUUCCCACAAUCCUUCAGUCCAGCCUCAGUGCAGGGGGCGUGGUCUAAACUCAUGGGCGUCCUGUACUGGCAGAUGAACAAAGUCUACGCUGAAGUCGGCUGGGAAUCCAUCAAAAACUCUGCAAAGUGAAGGAGAGAGUAAAUGCAGAAUUAUACAACUUACACCAAAGAUUACUGCAGAUGUGUCAUGUAUAUUUGAUUUGUUUCUAUAUUUGAAAUAUUGGAAGAAAAAGAGGACAAGUAGAAUACCUGUGUCAUUGUAAUCAGAGUGUCACGUGUAGUGGCUGUAGUAAUUGCACGACGCUGGAGAAUCCAAACAAACACCUCUUUAUUAAUCCACACAGGAACAUACAGGAGAUUGAAGAAGCAAACUAACACACAACCACAUGAAAUAAAGAUGAUAGCAGACUAUGAGACAAAGGAAACUGAGGGCUUAAAUACACAGGGGAGUUAUAAAAGUAAAACAGCACAGGUGCAGGAACUAAUUAACUACUAUGGAGACUAAUAAGUCCCUUUUAAGGAAAGUCUGUUCACUCGGCGGCCAUAUUUGCAACACCUCCGAGCAGCUACUUCGGCAUCUAAGACUAAGUCCUAUGUAUCUGAAUGGGGAACUCCUGAAAUCUCAAAAACUGCUUGCUGAACUCACAAAUAACAUAUUUCAUAUCAGCAACAAAAUCUGAAAUGAACUGUCCACUAAAUGUUGUUUCUUAUGCUCAAACAGCUUUGAAAAAAGUUUUUUCAGGUUAGAUGAGCCAAUGCGCAUGUGCUGUCCUAAACGCGAGUCUCAGGUUUCUAAGGGAACCGGAGCUUCUAACGGAAGCUGCAGUGACACAAUGACUUUAUCAAUCAGCGAUUGGCUCUUUUACUUAGAAGGCGGGACGUAUUCCGCCAUAUUGCGCGUUGCAGUUUCUCCCAUUCAAAGGAGUGAGCCGUCUUUCUAUAUCUAUAGUCUUUGCUAAUAAUGAUCAGGAACACAGUCAAAACAGAACCAAAACACAAUGAAACUAUGUUUACACAACAACGAUGUAUUAAAAAUGGAAAAGUUUUUUUUCUUUUUUGUACAGAUGACAACGUUGGAUCCGCGAAAAUGACUAAAAACGCUGUAUUACUCAUGCCAGACAAGUAGUUGUCAAUGUCACUUUGUAAAGAAAGACUACGCGCUUGCGUACAUGCAUUCUUUUACAGAGCACACGCGUCAAACGCGCAUGCCUAUCCACCUUAUUUUUACAGUUUACUACACUUUGAUGUCCUUCUCGUUAUUUCCCUAUAGCAGCUAAUAAAUCGGAAGUCUCACACAUUUACAGAAAAAUGAGGUGGAUAGACCAAACACGUAAUAUGCAUGUGCAUGUCUACACGGAGAUGACAACGGUAUCGUUAUAAAAUACUUGCACUUUGAAACCUGUUUUCAAAAGUUUGUUUUCAGGCCACCAUAACACCGUUGUCGAGUAAAUGAACGGCCAAAACGCAUAAAAAGUUUUCCGUUUUUAGUUGAAAACGGUGUCGUGUAAACAGCCCCUAAACAGACAUCACAGAGAGAGAGAGAGAGAGAGAGAGAAACUCAUUUCAGACGAUGUCUUAUAAAUGUACAAAACUCUUUAUGCUAUUUUAUCUGGACUUUAUCGAUGUCAGAUCCCUAGCAACUGUUAUUCAGCUCUGAUAACAAACACCCUGUGACGUAUAAAUCAGUGCAGAAAUCUCAAGCUCUCGGCGGUCCGUCUGCCAUUAAAUAUUUACACAAACUCCAGAUAAACCAUGGGCUCGUACACAAACACGACCUCCAUCAGAUACAAAAAUGUGCAUUUCUGAUGAAACCUCCCAGUCUUAUAAAUACUCUGCAGGAGCUUAAAUAUCCAGUUCAUCUGCAGCAGAUGUUUCUGAAAGAGACGAGUGAUUUUGUAUUAGUCGCUUCCUUCGUGCUUUAUGCUUCCUUCGUGAUUAUGAAACUAAUUAAAAUUAAUAACAAGGACUGUUUUGUGGUACUAAAGCAGCUAAACUCAUUUCUUUUUGUACUUAUUCCAAUAUUUUGUAUCUGUGAUAUAAUCACCAAUUCAGAAAUAAAUUCUGAAACAUUAAAGAAAUAAA
Ctenopharyngodon idella (grass carp) is the source of this 2623-nucleotide messenger RNA. RefSeq names its product cytoglobin 1 (gene cygb1). The transcript is spliced from 3 exons. The record is from RefSeq and is a predicted model, not a curated record. NCBI's taxonomy places the organism in Eukaryota, Metazoa, Chordata, Actinopteri, Cypriniformes, Xenocyprididae. Gene Ontology annotation, biological process: oxygen transport. Gene Ontology annotation, molecular function: oxygen binding; heme binding; iron ion binding. Bases 138 to 671 code for a protein of 177 amino acids.